GAACGGUUGAAGUGCUUUGUUUGUUUUGUCUCUUGACCAAACGGUUGCUCAGGCCAUCCUGGGCAAUGGUGUGCUGUUGAUCCAGUCCUUCCUUGCUUUCUUGGCCGUUUUGGGUACUUUCAGCAUGCGGUUCGAUUUGCUGGCGCUGGCUACUCUGGCCGGCGCGUCGACGCUCACUCCGAACGCCCUCCCGCUGAUCGUCCGAAAUCCGUAUCUGAGCACCUGGCUGUACCAUGCUCGCAACGCUCCGUGGGAAAACUGGCCUAUGUUCUGGACAGGCGCUCAUGUCGGCUUCUCCGUCAUGGCAUCCGUGCAUAGCGCGGGCAAGGUCUAUCCGUUGCUUGGGCGGCCCCAAGACUCACUUCCUUUCAACAGUCCCCGGUAUAGGAUUGCGUACCCGGAAUACCUUGGUGCCACUUUUGAUGCUUCGACAACGAAUCUGACAUACGACAUCAUUGGGCCGUGGGACAAGUCAGUUCGCCUAACGCUGUCGUUUCUGUCACCGAUCACGCCUUCAUCGACUUUCCGGCAGUCAAUUCCCGCCGCCUAUCUUACUGUCAUUGCCGAGGGGUGUCUUGACGUUGACAUAUACACCGAUGUCAAUGGUGAGUGGGUCACUGGGAACAGGGGCAACUUGGUCAAAUGGGAGCUGCACAGGGCCAAUCGCUCCGAAAGCGCUUCAGCAACGCGUCUGCAAACGUGGAAGGUAGCGCGAGCUGGCGAGCAACUCUUUACUGAGUUUGGCGACCGUGCCGAAUGGGGCACUUUGCACUUCACUGCUCCCGCCGAUGUCCGACACCAGAGCGGAACAUCUGCGUUAGUCCGUCAGCAUUUUGCCGAGACUGGGUCUCUGAAAAAUGAGGUCGACACCAAGUUCCGCCGGGUGAUGGAGGAUGAGCCGGUCUUUGCCUUUGCCAAGUCUUUCAAACUUUCUGACGACCACAAGACCGGCUGCCCUAGGCAGGAGGCAAGCGUUGGGUUCACGUUUGCUUUGAUCCAGGAUCCUGUGGUUCAAUUCGCCUCAGCAAAGGGACUGAUGCACAUGAAGCCGCUCUGGAAAUCGUACAUUUCAUCCGCGGACGAGCUGAUUGCGUAUCACUACGGCGACUUCGAGACCGCAGCAUCCCUUGCCAGGAACUAUUCUGACUCGCUGGCUCACGAUGCAUACAACUCGGGCUCGCUGGAGUACCAGGACAUUGCAGCCCUCUCAGCCCGCCAGGUCCUCGGAGCUACGCAAUUCUCGGGAACGCCAGACAACCCGAUCCUCUUCCUGAAGGAGAUCUCUUCCAACGGCAACUUCCAGACAGUAGACGUCAUCUUCCCGGCCUUCCCAUUCUUCCUCUACACCAACCCGCAGUGGCUGGCUUACCUGCUUGAACCCCUGCUCGAGCAUCAGCUGAGCGGCCAAUAUCCGAAUGACUAUAGCAUGCACGACCUAGGUGCGCACUUUCCCAACGCGACGGGCCACCCUGACGGAAACGACGAAUAUAUGCCGGUUGAGGAAUGCGGGAACAUGCUUAUUAUGGGGCUGGCCCUGGCCAAUGCUCUGAGGUAUGAUACCAAGCCUGCGACCUUGAAGGCUAUUGCGGCAGAAGGUGCCGAGACGAUUCCAACCUUUGGGUUGUGGAGGGAGUCGGUCGACAAGUACGGGAUCGACCUCCCCAAGGACGUUGAUGCGGCAGUAGGCUCCGCGGCAGCCAAGAAAUGGCUCACACGCUCGUACAAGCUCUGGAAGCAAUGGACUGGCUAUCUUGUCAGGGAGUCACUCAUUCCGGCCAACCAGCUGUGUACGGACGAUUUUGCUGGCUGGCUAGCCAACCAGACCAACCUGGCACUCAAAGGCAUCAUCGGCAUCAAAGCCAUGAGCGAGAUCGCCGACAUUCUGGGCGAAAUGGACGAAGCCAAGUCCUACCGAGACACUGCGGCCUCCUACAUUGAAAAGUGGCAGGAGUACGGCAUCUCCAGAGACCAAACCCAUGCGAAGCUGGCUUACACGUGGUACGGCUCCUGGACGACCAUCUACAACCUCUAUGCCGACUCUUUGUUAUGCUUCCACGUCCCGGAUAAGCACGGAGCCAUGUCAGAUCACCCGCAAGAGCGCCAACAGCCUCUUCGGAGUCAGGCCGAGCAUGCGCAAACUUUCAUCCCCGACAGGGUCUACCAGAUGCAGAGUGAUUGGUACCAUGCAGUGCUCCAGAAAUAUGGGCUGCCCCUGGACUCGAGACACCUGUAUACCAAGAGCGACUGGGAGUUCUUUGCGGCAGCCGUGACGGGCAAGAAGACACGGACUGAGAUUCUCACGUCGGUGGCGAAGUGGGUGAAUGAGACGUCUGUUGGUAAACCGACCCUUUACCGACUUGUACGAGACCGAAGGUGACGGAGGAUUUCCCCAGGGAAUUUACUUCAUGGCGAGACCGGUGGUGGGGGGUCACUUUGCGUUUUUGGCGCUGGAGAGGGCGUGCGGCGGCAAGGCUGUGGAAGCGCUGAGCUUCCUGGAUGACAAGCCGCCUGCCGAGAUCAACGUCGAGCAGAUUUUGCUGGCGGAUCUGGGGCGCGGGAUGGACUCAGAGAGCAGUAAGUGGCAAGACCUUUAGGUAAGGUAGGUCAGGGGAUUGUACAUACAUUACCUGGCAAGAUACCUUUAGCGGACGCUCUACGUUGGAAUAGUUAACUUGUAUCCCAAGCAAGGCAUUGCUCAUGUGAGAUUGAGAAAAGGGUGGUUCAAGAACUUCAAUUGCGUCCUACCUCAGGAAUGCG
This is a messenger RNA of Canariomyces notabilis, 2757 nucleotides long. RefSeq names its product DUF1793-domain-containing protein. The transcript has 3 exons. Bases 125 to 2377 code for a protein of 750 amino acids. The record is from RefSeq and is a predicted model, not a curated record. NCBI's taxonomy places the organism in Eukaryota, Fungi, Ascomycota, Sordariomycetes, Sordariales, Chaetomiaceae.